UGUUUCGGGUACGGGCGUACUGCUGUCUCCGAGACGCGAUAAACAACAGGCUCCACGUGAGAGAGUCCCAGCGAGCGCUACUUCAAACCAAGCGGCGGACGUGCAAGCGACGCACAGCGCAGACUCGGGAACCCGUGGAGCAAGCACGCCAGCAAGCAAAGCGAGCGCUAGGCCUAAAGGCGACAGAGAAAAGCGCACGGCAGACGCGAGCAGCGCGGCUUGACGGGAAGAGCGAGCCACCGCAGCACCUCCUUCCAACCACGGCGAACGAUUCAUGGCGACCACCCGCUUGCUGAACGGAGCCCCAGGACUCGUUCAAAACCCCGGACUCGACCUCAUCGGCAAGGAGAAGUCGUCGGCGGGGACCCAGGCGGACGCCUACUACAACGGUGCCGUCUCGUACGAGGCACUCGGCGGCAUCGACCCGAAGCACAUGGUGCAGACCCAGAUGGCGUCCACCUACCCCCAGUACGUGACCCAAAAUGGCGGCGAGCGGGCUGACGGCAAGGACGGCUCCUUCGCCCUGCCCAUUGUCACCACGAACGGCGUAGAGCAGCAGACGAUCGUGAAACAGAAACUGUCGGCCGAUGCUGGCGCAGCCGCGCGCAUGCGCAUUGCUUACCUCGAGCAGCAACCAGGCGCUCUCGAAGCCAGGGACAUCACCGGCGCAGCCGUCGACAAACAAACUGACCUGGAGCCCGAUGCCAAUGGUGGUGCCACGGGAGUGGUACUCACUGGUGCCCAGGCGGCCGGAGCCGGAGCUGCAGCGGCAGCAGCGGCGGCGGCGGCGGGCAUGGCGGCCGUGGAGGCAGCCAAGAACGGCCAGCCCAAGCGGCUGCACGUCUCAAACAUCCCUUUCAGAUUUCGAGACCCCGACCUGCGGCAACUGUUUGGCCAAUUUGGUGCCAUUCUUGAUGUUGAAAUCAUCUUCAACGAACGGGGUUCGAAGGGCUUCGGUUUUGUCACGUUCGCAACUAGUGCGGAUGCGGACCGAGCACGAGAGCAAUUGAACGGCACAGUUGUCGAAGGCAGAAAGAUCGAGGUAAACAAUGCGACAGCGCGGGUACAGACCAAAAAGACGCCGACAAUACCCAACGGUGAGCAGACAGUGGCCGCUCUGCGGGGCGUAGCGAUUCAGCGGGGCCGAGCGCGGGGCGCGGCCGCGGCCCCGUUCGCCGCCGCCUUUGCGCGACACCCAUCACCACUCACUGCAGCUGCUGCUGCUGCUUCCGCACUCCAUGGUUACACUCCCCUCUGGCCUGAAUCAUUCCCUUCCAGUGUGUACCAGGACCCAUUCCUCGCAUAUGCAGGUGCUGAGAGGUACCAACUUCCGGCAACGUAUGCAGCGAGCGCUGCCUACACAGCGGCAGCAGCGAGGAGUUAUGCGGCUGCAGCGGCAGCUGCGCAACCAGCCGUGGCUUCCUACACUGCUGUGGCAGGCUCCCCUUCGCUCUACUACAGCUACGGGCGGGAGUAUGCCGACCCCUACCUGGGUCACAGCAUAGGACCAGUCGCCGGCUAUGGGACUGCAGUCUACCGGAGUGGCUACAACCGGUUCACUCCCUACUGAAGGUGUCCCGCUAGUGGAGCAGCUACGCCGGGUGGGGAGGGACGAUGAGGGAGGACGAGGUGGUGUCUGUGGCAAGAAGGAAAAACCAAGGGGAAAAAAUGCAGCAAAAAGAAAAAUCUUGUCACCGACAGCAGCGUGCAACGUGGAAACUUUGCCACCUUCAUUGUCGCUCCCUUACUUGUCAUCGUCUGGCUUUUUUUUUUAUCUCUGUCUUUCCCUCAGCCUUUAGUUCUUACUCCUCACUCAGCACAUAAGGCAAAAAAAAAAAAUAUUCAGGUGGAGAAAAUCUGUCUUUUGAUCACUGCAUUACUCGCCGCUCCCCGUAUACAAGUGUGCGUACACUUCUUCUGUCGUCCCUCGCGAGAAUCUGUGCUGCUCACUUUCUCACGGGGGCUGUGGGGUUCCCUGAUUCCCUAGGACACGUGACGGUGUUGGCACGUCACCGGCUGCGCCGAUUGUGAUGCGAGCCAUCGUCUUGUCACUUAUCCCCCCCCCCCCCCUACGGAGAAGACUUUUUGUGGACCUCUGUUGGCCCGCUGGUUUCACUUCUUGUGCGGUACUUUGUGGCUCUAAAUUUCUAUUUCCUUUAAACCUUGAUUUAGCAUCCAUUCUUUCUUACCUUUAUUUCGAUUUCACACAAAAGGAAUGUAUGAAGCCGUGCAACUUCCUUUUAGUUUACCCGUUAAUACAUGCCGAGGUCACUGUAGCCGUUCGUCGUGCUUCUAUCCGUACUUGCAUUGGUCCCUCCUUUGCAGUUAUGACAUUUCUUUCUGGACCUUUGGGGAUAGCCCCCCCCCCCCCCCCCCCUUUUUUUUUUCUUACCUUCUUGGUCGUUGGCGGCGCAUCUUCACCUCCUGUAGUGAAUGCGACUGCAUUGUAAUUUAUGUUGUUCUUUCGAGUGAAUAAGUCUAGCUUUUUUUAGAGCGCGUUUUUUGAAACAUCAUGAUUAUUUCUCUAUUCUUCUUUGAAAAUUCUGGUGGGCCCCUUUCCUCUUCUUAAGCUGCAUCGGCCUUUGUUUGUCAACCUACGUUCGCGUUUAUUUUUACUGUAAUUUUUUUUUCGUUGUUGUCGUUUGCCAAGGCGCAUUUUUAGCAUUUGUGUUCAGUCUUCGUCUGUUUAUUUUGUUAGUGUUGUCAUGUUUCGAUUCAGGUCACCACUUCAGCGUGCAUUGUCGCGGUCAAAGAACAGUAGAGGGGGAAAAAGAAAGGCCUGUAAGUGAUGGUUAAGGAGAGAUUUUUUACGGAAAGCACCAGAUGCCCUCUCUCUCUCUGCUUUGGUUAUUGGCAAAAAAAAGACAUUGAAAUCCUCCUAGAAAUCAAUUUGCUCGUCUCGUUAAGCUCGGAGCAUGUCGGUACAGUGUUUUCUCUUGAGCAAAAAAUGUGAAGCACUGGCAUUACACAGCUAUGCAGAGGAACUAAAUAAAAUCAUCGCAUUGUUCUCUCCAGAUGUCGAAAGAAUAAAGUAAAAGUUACUGAAUUGUCACAGAACACUGCAGAUCUAGCAGCUGCAGUUUCAAACCCAUGACAAGCGAGUUUCCUGUCGUUGCUUAUGUAGCUACAGGUACAUAAUUAUGCUCUCAGGCUAACAGUAUAUAUUUUUUUCAGGCUUUACGAGGCAUUAGUUAUUGCAAGGAGUCUGGUAGAGCAUUUUAUUGCCGCAAUAUGGCUAUGUUUUGUAGCUCCGUUACGGUUCUGUUUCGUGGCACAAAAAAAAUGGCAUGGGGUAGUUCCUGAACCGGAUACUUCGGGCAGUCAGUCAUGUCGCCAAAGACUAAAAUACUCUUGGAAAGUUGCACGAUGGUGACAUACACACAAGCUCAGUUUUUUUGUGUGUUUUUUCUUUUUCCUCCUUUGUACAUAUUUAUUAUCUUGUCCAAGCAGUCAUACCCUUCCCUCUGCAUUCCUAAAACUUUUUAAGUCGUGUAGUACUGUGAAAUGAGUGAAAUAGCCCCCCCCCCCCCCCCCUUUUUUUUUCUUAUUAUUCCUGCUUGUUCAACUGGCUGUGUCGACAGUGCCGAAAGCCAACUCUGCAAGCGUCACGAGUGAAACACAAUGAGUGAUCGAAAAAGAGGGAAAGGUGAAGCCCAAGCAUCAACUGUUUGCAUCACCAACGACUAAUCUAAGACAGUGAGGGCAGCAGUUCUUAUUAGCCUCGCCACCCACCUCCCUUUUUAAAGCAGAUAUCCCUCUCGAAACUCUUGUAUCGUAGAGCAGCUUCUGCUUUUUGCAUUCUGCACGCGUUUUUGAUAAAGUCGUCGAUGCCUCCACUCUUGUUAGCCUGGCGUGAAGUUUAGAUAGCUCCUCUUGGUCUUUUCUAUCACUGUAGUUUCUGGUUGCGUUUCCAUGCCCUUUCGGCUUUUAAAAAGUUUGUCUUCUCAAUAGACCUGUGCUUGUAUAUCUGCACUCGGGACACUGUAGCUGCAUGUCAUAUUUGCUUUAAUGUGGCCGUUUCGUUCCUGCAAGUGUUUUCCCACCCGAGACAAUGUUGAAUGUGGUUUUAUUUUUCGUGUGUGUCAAAAUGCCUGUUUUGAUGUUGCACUCGUGAGACAUACAGAUCGAGUGGCAAACGGCACAUACUCAUCGCCCUCAAGAGGGCCCAUUUUUGGCAUUGGCUUUUUAAAUCCUGUGGCUUUAAGGUGGGAAACUUAGUCAGUAGGCAGUUCUUUUUUGAAUUGUCUGUGUCUCCAUUCAUUCAGACCAUUCUCAUCUUUCAACGACCCUCUGCUAAAUUUGUACCGGAUCAUUGCUUGCAAAGUAGUCCUGCCGUUGUGCAUCUCGGGACUGUUCUAUGCUUUUAAAAUUUUGUUGUUGCAGCUGAUUCGUAGUUCUCCACGUGUGUACAAGACUCGUGUGCUUGGACUAUUCGAACUGCAUCACUCCAAACCGCUCCUGUGUGUGAGGUCGACGGCAGCUGAUGCCCAUUAGUAAGGGCUCUUGCAGUACUUGUGUAUGUGUGUGUGUGAAACCCUCUUUGUAUUUCGCUUUGAACAUGUCUUCUACUCAUGUUUGCCUACAGCAUUCUUUAGACGGAGUUCCAAAUGCAAUCAAUAUUCUACGCAUCAGUUGUCUUUGUUGCUUGGUCACUUCUUGCAGUGAAAUAUGUAUCUUAAUUUGAUGUCAGCAAUAUUUCUUUCAUUAAGAUUCAUUUCAAAUUUCUUACUUUCCUUAUUUCAGUGCGAAUGUGCUAAGAUUUGUUUUGUCUACCUCAAGAAUGUCAUAGGUGUUCCUUUAUUUAACCUUUUGCUGGGACCCUCGAUAGUGGAGUAAAAAAAGAUUUGGUGUUUUAUCGUGAGAAGCUCGACUUUUUUUUUUUUUUUUUUUUGCUUUUCUGGAUCCUCUUUUGUUCAAUAGAGAGCAGAAUACAGGCAUGACAACACAGUCUGGUUUGUUCAAGUACAAAAUUUCCCAACACUUCUGACCCCAUUGUUGUAACACUUUUCAAAUCGCUUGAUACCCUUUACUUUUCAUGGCAAAUAUGAAAAGCAGGAAAGAAAACUUUUUAUUAGCUUAUAAAAGUUUCACGAGUUCGUGCUAAAUAUUUGCAUGUGUGCCCAUGUGUGCAGUUUUAAAUUUAGACCAUUUUUGCUACAAAUCCAUUGACGAAAAAUUUCUCUGUUGUCGCCACCUAGGCUUUUCACGAGUGAUGCUGAGUGUCACACUUUCUUUUGUAUUUUCUCCCGAAUGUUGUUCUUUCAUGAAAGGAUGCGAACAGUACACGCAAUGAAUCUCCUCUUGUUGCUACACAAAACAAAAACAAGCGAAGCAAGAAGUGGGCAAGCAGUCUUUGUUUUUCUCCUUUUCUAUGUGUUGUAUGUGUAAUAAUGGUUGAAUAAACGAAACGGCCGAUGUACAA
Rhipicephalus microplus (southern cattle tick) is the source of this 5422-nucleotide messenger RNA. RefSeq names its product RNA-binding Fox protein 1. Gene Ontology annotation, cellular component: nucleus; cytoplasm. Gene Ontology annotation, molecular function: mRNA binding. Gene Ontology annotation, biological process: regulation of alternative mRNA splicing, via spliceosome; nervous system development. NCBI's taxonomy places the organism in Eukaryota, Metazoa, Arthropoda, Arachnida, Ixodida, Ixodidae. The record is from RefSeq and is a predicted model, not a curated record.